AUGAAGUCUCGAGCUCCUGCAGAGUCUGCGUUAGCGCUCCUGGCUAUCCCAGAUGAGAGGGGCGAUCAGCCCCAUCACUACUGGACUUUCGCCACUAGCAACCUCUAUAAUUGGAAAGCUCAAAAUCCUAAAUUUUCUGAGAAGCCAGUGGGGCUUAUUAAUUUGCUAGAUUCUGUCCUUUUUACACAUCAGCCAACUUGGGAUGACUGUCAGCAGCUCUUGCAGGUCCUGUUCACCACCGAGGAGAGGGAGAGGAUCCUUAAUGAGGCCUGGAAGCUGAAUCAGGGCGUGGAUGGGAAUCCUACCACCAACCAGGCUCAGAUAGAUACCUCUUUUCCUCUGACUAGGCCUGAAUGGGAUUUCAACACAGCAGAAGGUAUGGAGAGGCUCUGGGUCUAUCGCCAGGCUCUAAUGCGGGGUCUCAGGGCGGCUGCCAGAAAGCUGACUAAUUUGACUAAGAUGGGGAGCGUACAGAAGGAGAAAGAUGAAUGUCCAGCAGCUUUUUUAGAGCGGAUCAUGGAGACAUUCCACACCUAUACCCCCAUGGAUCUAGAGGCUCCUGAGAGCAAGGUGGCUGUUAUUAUAGCCUUUGUAAACCAGUGUGCUGCAGAUAUUAGGAGAAAACUGCAAAGAAUAGAUAGACUAGGGGAGAAAAGUCUGCAGGACUUGUUGGAGGUGGCUGAAAAGGUGUACAAUAACCGGGAGCCCCCUGAAGAUAAACGGGCUCGUGCCCUGAUGGCUGCCAGCAACAGGCAGACCCGAGACCUGGCUAGGAUCCUAUUGGCUACCAUUAUGAAUUCCCCCGAGAAACGGGACCUCCGCCUCUGACAGUUUGCGAGCGAUCAAAAGAAGGGUAAGGAGACCUCUGGGGAAGGGAGGUGGAGACUGCAGAAGGAUCAGUGUGCAUGCUGCAAGAAGAUAGGGCAUUGGGCUCAAGAAUGUCUGAAGAAGGACAGUGGUAAGACAGGGAGCAAGACAGACCGAGUAAAGGUCUUAGAGCUUGAUGAACUAAGUGAUUAGGGGAGUCGGGGUUCGGACCCCCUCCCCAAGCCCAGGAUAACUCUUAGAGUGGAGGGGACCCCUGUUGACUUCCUUGUUGACACCGGAGUGCAGCAUCUGGUCCUCUGCACUCCACAAGGAAAACUAACUAGCAAAAAGUGCUGGGUGCAAGGGGCAACUGGUAUGAACCAGUAUUCAUGGACUACCCGAAGAACAGUGGAUCUAGGAACAGGCCGGGUAACCCACUCCUUCAUGGUAAUACCAGAAUGCCCCUACCCACUGUUAGGAUGGGACUUACUGACCAAGAUUGGAGCUCAGAUAACUUUCAGACAAGAGGGGCCUCAGGUCACUGAUGGCAAGGGCCACCCCAUCCACGUUCUGACUCUGAGGCUAGAAGAUGAGUACCGCCUCCACCAGGAGGCUCUCCCAAGGGGGGAUAACAUGGAUAGAGGGCUACAAGAAUUUACCACAGCCUGGGAAGAGUCAGGAGGGGUAGGACUAGCUGCUCACAGGACCCCAGUCCUAGUGGAGCUAAAGCCAGGAGAAGGUCCAGAAAGGAUCAAACAGUACCCCAUGUCUCAGGAGGCCCAGGAGGGAAUUCAGCUACACAUCCGGAGACUGCGGAGUCUAGGGGUGCUGGUUCCCUGCCAGUUUGCCUGGAACACCCCCCUACUGCCGGUCAAGAAGCCUCACACAAAUGACUACUGACCGGUGCAAGACCUCCGGGAAGUAAAUAAAAGAGUCAUGGACAUACACCCAACUUUCCCCAAUCCAUACACUCUCUUGAGCUCCCUGGUGCCCUCCAGAGUCUGGUAUACUGUACUAGAUUUAAAGGGCGCCUUCUUCAGUCUGCCGCUAGCACCCAGAAGCCAACCCUUGUUUGCCUUCAAGUGGUAUGGUCCAGAGGAGGGCUACAGCGGACAACUCACCUGGACACGACUGCCUCAGGGGUUCAAGAAUUCACCCACCAUCUUUGAUGAGGUGCUACACGAGGACCUGGGUGAAUACAGAAGGGAGCACCCUGGCCUCACCCUCCUAUAGUACAUGGAUGACAUCCUGAUUGAUGCCGACAAGGCCGAGGACUGUGAACGAGGAACCCAGGAUCUGCUGGUUACCCUGGGAGCUUUGGGGUAUCAGGCAUCCACAAAAAAGGCAAAGAUAUGCAGAGAGAGGGUAAGUUAUCUGGGUUACAUCUUGGAGGGCGGACAAUGGCGGUUAUCAGAUGCCAGAAAAGAAACUGUCUUAAAGAUCCCUACACCCACCUCUCAAAGAGAAGUAAGGGAAUUCUUAGGGUCAGCCAGCUACAGCUGUCUUUGGAUUCCAGGUUUUACUGAGAUCGCCAGGCCCCUAUAUGGAGCUACCAGAGGGGGAGACAUUUGAAGGAAAGAGAAAGAAGAAGCUGCCUUUAAUCAGUUGAAAAAGGCCCUCCUAGAUGACCAGGCUCUGGGACUGCCAGACAUUACAAAGCCCUUUCACCUCUUUGUAGAUGAGCACAAAGGGAUAGUGAAGGGGGUUUUAACUCCAGCCUUGGGCCCCUGGAGCCAUCCAGUAGCUUACUUGUCUAAGAAAUUAGACCCAGUGGCUGCCGCCUGGCCACCGUGCUUGAGGAUCAUUGCGGCAACAGCACUAAUACCCUUGAAGGAUGCUGGCAAGCUAACUCUAGGGCAGGAAAUCUGGAUUACAACCCCCCAUGCAGUUGAGGGAGUUCCAAAACAGCCACCUGAUAGAUGGAUGAGUAAUGCACUCAUGACUCAUUACCAGAGCCUCCUUCUAAACCCUCCAAGAGUGCAGUUCUGCCCCAGUGCAGCCCUCCACCCCUCAACUCUCCUGCCUGACCCCAACCUGGACUCCCCGCUACAUGACUGUGCGGGGAUCUUGGAACAGGUGCAUGGACUUUGGAAGGACCUGACAGACCGGCCCCUCUCAAAUGCAGAGGCCACAUGGUUCACCGAUGGGAGCAGCUUCAUGAGAAACAGGCACAGGUACGUGGGUGAGGCAGUAGUAACUGAGACUAACACCUUAUGGGCAGAGGCUCUGCCUAGUGGGCAGAAAUCAUCACUCCAAACAAAGGCAUUGAAGGUAGGGGUGGGGAAAUGACUCAACAUCUUUACGGAUAGCCGCUACGCCUUUGCUAAGGCUCACAUUCAUGGGGCAAUCUAUCAGGAGAGGCUGUUGACAACAGAAGGAAAGACUAUAAAAAGUAAACAAGAAAUACUCGACUUGCUAGCUGGCUUAUGGCUCCCAGCCAAGUUAGCCAUCAUCCACUGCCCAGGACACCAGAAAGCCAACAAUCUUGUAGCCAGGGGCAACCAGAAGGCUGACCAGGUGGCCAAAGAAGUAGCCCUCACUGCAGUCCCUGCACUGGCCCUGCAAUUGCCAGACCCAGGGAACCCAGUCCUGCCGGAUCAACCCGGAUACUCCCAGGAAGAACUACAAUGAAUCAAAAGCUACCCCACGACCAAAGA
Molecule: messenger RNA, 3464 nt
Organism: Pipistrellus kuhlii (Kuhl's pipistrelle)
Lineage: Eukaryota; Metazoa; Chordata; Mammalia; Chiroptera; Vespertilionidae
Biological process (GO): proteolysis; virion assembly
Molecular function (GO): zinc ion binding; RNA-DNA hybrid ribonuclease activity; aspartic-type endopeptidase activity
Source: RefSeq, a predicted model, not a curated record